Coregonus clupeaformis (lake whitefish) is the source of this 2005-nucleotide messenger RNA. Its product is annotated as GTP:AMP phosphotransferase AK3, mitochondrial. Gene Ontology annotation, molecular function: ATP binding; AMP kinase activity. The transcript is spliced from 5 exons. NCBI's taxonomy places the organism in Eukaryota, Metazoa, Chordata, Actinopteri, Salmoniformes, Salmonidae. Gene Ontology annotation, cellular component: cytoplasm; mitochondrion. Gene Ontology annotation, biological process: nucleobase-containing compound metabolic process. Bases 254 to 913 code for a protein of 219 amino acids. The record is from RefSeq and is a predicted model, not a curated record.
GUUAUGAACUACCUCCUCCUCUAUCCACGUCAAUGUUUUCAGAAAAAAAGGGCUGAUUUGAAGGGACAAGCUAGGACUGCUACAGGAGACGCCCACAGUAGGCGAAUGCACUAUUGCGCACAGUGGAUAGGCUUGGACAUCCAAGGGCACUUGAACGGAAGUUUCCUUGUGUCAACGCACAAACAACAGUUUCAUGGGAAGGACAAUACUUUUCUUUAUGUGGUGGUUACAACAUUAACAACAACAUUGGAAAAUGGUUCUACAAAGGAUAUUCCGGGCGGUUAUCGUGGGACCUCCGGGCUCGGGGAAAGGCACUGUGUCGGGGCGCAUAGUAAAACGUUUCGGAUUAAUGCACCUUUCAAGUGGGGACCUUUUGAGGGCCAACAUGAAAGCCAAGACAGAGCUGGGUCUUCUGAUGAAGUCAUGCAUCGACCAGGGUCAGCUGGUACCUGAUGAUGUCAUCUCCCGUCUCAUCCUGACAGAGAUGAGGAACAUAGACCAGAGCAGCUGGCUGCUGGAUGGGUUCCCCCGUACCGUGUCUCAGGCAGAGUCUCUGGACAACGUGUGCAGUGUGGACACAGUCAUCAACCUGGACGUGCCUUACCAGACUAUCAAACAGAGACUGACCUCUCGCUGGCUCCAUCUGCCCAGUGGACGUGUCUACAACAUAGACUUCAACCCACCCAAGAUCGCUGGCCUUGAUGACGUCACCAGAGAGCCUCUGAUUCAGAGAGACGAUGACACACCAGAGACCGUCACCAGGAGGCUAAAGGCAUACGAGAACCAGACACAACCUGUGCUGGAGUACUACAGGAGUAAAGGGGUGUUGGAGACAUUCUCAGGAACGGAAACCAACGAGAUUUGGCCUCACAUUCAGGCCUUCCUGUCCAAAAAACUCUCCCCACAAAAUUAAAAGGUUGUUGGGAAAGCAUAGAAUACACUCCUGGGAAAAGGAUGGAUCAGUUUACCACAACUUAAAUGGGACUCAAGUCUUUGUUCCAAAACGUAACAGCAUCUCAGUGCCUAUACAAGACCAUGUCAUUUACUACUACAACAUAGGUUGAUGAGUACCACUCAUUCAACUAAUGUCACAUUCUAUUUCUUUUCAUUCCAUAUGUAGCCUGGUCCAAGAUCUGUUUGCGCUCUGGCCAACUUCUAUAGUCAUGCCAAACAAUGACCAUAGAAGUUGGCAGGGCAGCACAAACAGAUCUAAGACCAGACCAGGCUAUUCCACAUGUAUUGUAGCUUGUUGCCAGGUGAUGUGGUUUUGUGUCCAAUUCAUACCAGUCCUUGGUCUGUCUGUGGACAGGACAACUAUAAUGGGUUAAAGGGAAAAGUGCCAUUAUAUUAUGUGAAGUUGUCAUUAAUCAAUCUUUAGGGCCAAGUGCCUUUUGUUGACAUGACAAUAUAUCAUGUCGCUUUUAAAUGAUAAAAUGUGAAUCACCAUGCAAUUAAUUACUGAUAAAAAAAGACUUAAUGCCUAUGACUGACCACACUGAUUGUAGUGAAACAUGUGUAACCAGAAAUGCAGUAGUUUAGAAUAGCUGUCAUUUUAAAUUGUUAGUCUGGUUAAACCAGACUGAAUGCUGCACUCCCGUGAAGUGAAACAUCAAUUAUAUUUGAAUGCCAGGCUAAUAAGAGACAUUUUAUCAAAAAAGCUAUAAUUAGCUGAUGCCUAGUUUUAAUUACGAUGUGUGUAUUUGCUCUGACUGUGGCCUUGCCUUGGGAGUAUAUAUUUGUAAUCUGAUUAAUCUAUACUGAAAAUGUAUGCUGAAUGUCUUACCAGCUAAUUAUAGGUAGUAUUUUUGUAGCACAUUAUCUGUACUUCAAUGAUCAGUGAAAGGAAUAAUUACAUUAAAUGUGUAUAAUAUACUUUUAUGAACCUUCAACCUUUACUUCAUAACAAGUGUAUUAUAGUCUCACUUGCUGGAAGAGACUGUAUUCAGACAAACUGUUAAAAAAUAAAUACUGUAACAAUAAAGAAAAAAAAAAUAGUGAAAAGCAA